This is a messenger RNA of Larimichthys crocea (large yellow croaker), 1623 nucleotides long. Its product is annotated as zinc finger protein 862-like. Gene Ontology annotation, molecular function: protein dimerization activity. Lineage: Eukaryota; Metazoa; Chordata; Actinopteri; Sciaenidae. The record is from RefSeq and is a predicted model, not a curated record. The transcript has 2 exons. Bases 636 to 1391 code for a protein of 251 amino acids.
UGCAUUUUAGUACUUAAGUACAGUACUUAAGUGGUUCCACUUCGUUACUAUACAUCUCUGCAUACAUGUCUACACAUAACUUUUAAACUUUUACAAUACCUGGUUGAUGCGUUCCUGGAUGAGUGCAAGGUAAAUAACAUUAUCUCCGUGGUGGAAAAAGCAUACUAAUUACAUGCUAAUUACAAAGUCUAAGACUAUAAAAGACUCUGAGGUAUAGCAGGAAAGAAAUAUCAAGGUGCAAAACUGUACAGUACCUGGUUCAGUGUCUUUAUUCAAAUGCAAGCUAUAGUGCCGAGCUGAGUUCACACGUUAGAGCCAGUGAGAGUUUAUAUAGUAUUAAUAUAAUAAUCUGUCAAAAUAUUUCACUUUCUUUUCUUUUUAAUGUAGAAAGAUCUGUCAGUACAGUGCAGGACCACAACCAGGUUCUUUUUUUUUUCAAACAUAUUUUUAUUGAACUUUUUUGCAAAGCAUUUGUAGAAAGGAGCAACAUAAAAUAUACAUUAGCACACAUACACAAACAAUAAUAAUAAUAAUAAUUCAAUUGUUGUAGUCUGAGUCUCAAGCUGCAGGAGGAUGGGCUAACCUUGCCAGAGUCACUGCAUGCCUUUGAAACUGCAGUGCUGAAGCUGAUAGCCAUGGAGACAGAGUCAGGAGAGCAUGUUGAGGGCUUUCUAGCACAAACUGGAGAGGGAAGUUUUCACAAUGUGCAGCUGGUAGGGUUCGGUGAAAGAAGAGAGGUGUUCAGCAGAGUGAAGAAGGAGCUCCUGUCCUCUGUGGUUGCCAGCCUGCAACACCGUUUUCAGGGUGUUGAAUCCCAUCGAGUGUUGUUAGCUGCAUCAAGGCUUGUGGAUCCUCGGGAGUGGCCUGCUGACCAGCAGGAGCUGGCCAGCUAUGGAAGUGACCAUGUCAACACAGUCACUGAGCACUUUGCCGAUGUGCUCGACCACAUGGGCUGUGAUCGGGUAAAGGCAAAGUGCAUAGAAUGGCCUAGUGCUAAGGUCAUCAUCAAGUCCCUACCUCAGAGCCUUCAACAGAAUGCCUGGCAGGACUUUUUUGUGGCUGAUGAUAGAAGAAAAACCUUUUGCAACCUCCUUCUCAUCGUGGAGCUUAUCCUGGUCAUGCCACUGUCCACAGCAUCUGUUGAGAGGGGCUUCAGUGCCAUGAAACGGAUCAAAACCGAUUGGAGGAGCAACCUCAGUGUAAAUACACUGACACAGCUGCUCUUCAUUAGUCUGGAGGGUCUAGACCUUGAGGACUUCAACUCCAUGUCUGUGGUGGACAGGUGGCUGAAGGGGCUUGGAGUGAACACACACACACCUUUUUUCCCACUCACUGUUCUAUGUGAUUGUGUUCUACGGCAGAUGCGUUCUUUUUUAGUUAGUUAUUAUUAGAAAGAGAAAUUAUUAUCUGAAAUGUGUAAAUUGUAAAAAUGUAAAUGAAAUGAAUUUAAUAAAUCAAAAUUUGGGUAAAAAAAAAAAAAGAUUUAUUUUCAUUUUUGUCGUCCGGGCCAGUGAAAAUACCCAAGGGGCCAGUAUAAUAAAACCUUUAAAGACCAAUUGAUUGACUCAAGAUCCUUAUAGACACGUGUACUCUUUUCCAACACAAUGCAGUUCAGUAAAAGUA